Dicrocoelium dendriticum is the source of this 219-nucleotide messenger RNA. The record is from the annotation of a GenBank genome assembly. Lineage: Eukaryota; Metazoa; Platyhelminthes; Trematoda; Plagiorchiida; Dicrocoeliidae.
AUGAACACUAGUGCAAUCAAAAUAUGUAACAAUACAAUAACUUCUCCAUACUGUGCAGAAUGUUACCUAAUUAAAGUUUAUAUUUGGUAUAUGCAACAUCAUUUCACUUGUUUUGAAUCGUUGACCUUGUCGUUUAGAGUUGUUGAUAAAGUAACGUCAAAUAUUGCUAAGGGAAUAGGAGCACAGCAGCGCUGUGGCGAGGCUAACAAUAUUCAAUUU